GCACAAGGAAGGUGGAAGAGUAAAAGGGAAGUGUUUAUCUUCAACGUCAUGAGGUUGGGUGCACAAAUUAAGGUUCCUAGGUGCUCGAUCAAGAAGCCUCAAGUUGCUAUGAAAAAACGGAAAACUGUCUGUUUUGUGGCCGAUUCUGGAACCCGCUUGAGCUGUCAUCUUUGGAGGCUUAAUCCAUACAGCUGGAUCAUUGUUAAUGGAAACUAGGAGUUGGGAUUUGAACUACGAGGUCACAUGAAUAAACGACUGAAGCCAGUUUGGAUCGUUGACCCUUGGAAGGCCAUGAACGAGGGCUCCAAAGGAGCUAUGGAGUUUGAGUGUUGGUUGAGUUCCAGCAACGAGUUUCUUCGUAUCGAUUGAAAACGCAUCAAUCGUGGCCGAGCUUCGCUUCAAACCAAUCGAGCCUUCGUCCACAUGAAAGAUUGCACCUUUGGCCCGCUUUCGUUUUAAGUUUUGAUUCAAAAUUUAGAUCCAUUCUUAGGUUGAAAUUGGGUUUUGCAUUCUGUUCAAAAAAAGCAUCUCAUGUGCUCGUAUUACUUCUUCACAAACAAAUUUCGUCCGUGUCUUCAGAUAAGUGGCAGAGGGCCUUUCGGAGGCUCAAGGAAGGGCGACCCAUUGCUUCGUAAACGGAUUGCAAAUCAAGAACAGUCUACUCGGUUCGCCCAACGACAUCUGAAAUCCGCACAGAAGCAAGUCCUUGAAGCGGUCCCAAAUCACGAAUCUCGAUCGAAUUUCGUCAGGCAUGGGGAGGAAACUCAGGAUAGACGACACGGGUUUGUCGUCGGGGAGGAGCAGGGGUUGUUCUCGUUUUCGUUCGGUCAUCCUCUAGUGGUGAGAAACGAAUCGGUGAUUGAAGGAAGGUUUGGAGAUCGUGGUGUUCCACAGCUUGCAUAUUGUUUUGCAGCGGCAGGCGGAUCUAGGGUUUGGCAGGCGGAUGAGAAUUUCUUCGAGGAGAUCAUCUCCCUUUUUGCUGAUGGGAUGGGCGGGUGUCGUAGUUUCAUCGGAAAAUUCAGCUAUAGGCUGCUGCCGCUGCAUCUUAGACGACCGGUAGCUUUCACCGAUCGCCAUGGCCAUUGGCCAGUGGAACUACUGGUGGCUGCUGGAAUGGUUGGUGAAUUAGCGAGACGAAGGGACUGUACGUUUAUUUAUAGUGGAGGCGCGCCGCCGCUUUUCCCUAAUAUAAUUGGGCUUGGGAGGUGGGCUUUUGGUUCUGUGUGCUGGCCCUGCGUCCAUGUGGCUGUCUAGCUGGAAAUAGUGGGUUGGCAUUUGGCCUGGUCCCAUAUUUUUAUAAAGAGCGACAACAACAAUUUGAACCCGUCAUGUUGGGUAUUGCCACACCUGACUCGUGAUGAGGCGGGUAUUACUCGACUCACAGUAGUGUGCGGUGGGGCAUGGAUAUUUACAUCAUACCGUCCUGACCCGCCUCGCCCCGUCUAUUCUAUCUCAAUUUAUUGCAAUAUAUAUUCACAAUUCACCUUUUUCAACUAGUUAGACUUGAUGUUCAACUAGCAAGACUCAGUUAAUCAUUCUAUUAUCACUAUUUUCAUUCAUAAAGUGUGUUUUUCUUAAUUUUUUCACAAAAAAGGUUAAAAGUUGCGUGUAUUUUUUUCAAAUAUUAUGUAAGAGUGGGUCAACUUACCCUGCCCAAGCAGUGGCGGAGCCACAGCAGCCCAAGGUGGGUCGGCUGCACCACCUUGGGUUUGCAACUCACAUGCAAAUAUUAGUAAUAAGGUGUGAAGAGGGUUAUCAAACUGUUGAUUAGAAUUUAUUAACAGCUACCAGAAGUUGUACAGAAAAAGUCAGUGAUACGAUAUCUUAUGUGGAAAUUGAGGUUUAAUCAUGGUUCAAUCGUUUUAUACUGCUAAAUAUCUCAUAUCAAUUUGGCCUAUAAUAGAAGGUUUUUCUUGUCGAACCGUUAAUACAGUGUGGUUUUCCAAUCCUUGGAAUUUGUUAACAAGGUUCAGCUACCAGUCAUUUAUUUUAUGUUUUAACUUUUAACAUCUAAUUUAUUUAUUCAUCAAUAUCUAAUAGUUUAGUUUACAUGAAACCAAGAAAUAUGACCUCGCUUGUGAUUUAUUACCCAUCCCAAUCCCUAAUACCACAUCACCCCAAAUUAUCACCAACCUACUUUCUUUUACUCACAUAUCACAAUUUCGGAAUUCCCACAAGGCACAACCUCAAUCCAAUAACUCUGUCAACCGUAGACUAGUCGUUGCUUCUGGGAAAAUGUCGCUUGUGACGUGAAGGCAUUCUCUAACAUUUGAGUCAGGUUGUUGAUCGUCACUUGCACUUACCGUUCACAGAGAUAUAUAUCAAUGUCGCCCACCUUAACAAAAUUUCUGGCUACGCCACUGUGUACAGUGGCUAGAAAAUUGUGAAUUGGAAAAUUGUGAGCCUAUGCCCAAGUGGCUACUAUGGUCGUAUUCAGGGAGAAAUUGUUCGAUGCACCCGAUGCAUAGCCUACAUGGUGCACCCCUCCAAUAAUAAUUUACUCGUGUUUUCAUAUUAAACUUUUUAUGAAAUU
Linum trigynum is the source of this 2533-nucleotide messenger RNA. NCBI's taxonomy places the organism in Eukaryota, Viridiplantae, Streptophyta, Magnoliopsida, Malpighiales, Linaceae. The record is from the annotation of a GenBank genome assembly.